AUGUCGCUCCCACAGUCCCUUCCCCGUGUUCUAACCACGGAAGAAAUUGUUCCAGCGAUGCAGCGCAUAAUCAACGAAUACGAUACCAUCCGCGCCCUUAUCCUUGAAGCCAUUACUCCUACCACUGCAACGUUCAGGAAUGUCAUGCUUCCCUUGGUGCAAGUCGAAAAUUCCGUCCAAGGCGAGCUAGGCAUGAUUUACAUGCUCCAAUAUGGGUCUCCGUCCCUCGCAACCCAAAGCGCGUUCGACGAGGCCCGGACGCUGUACCUCAGAGCUUCGGCACUCUGGACAGCGGAUGAAAAAUUCUUCAAACUUCUCCAAGCGGCAAAAGAGAAGCCGGAUUUUCAGACGCUGGACGGAGAAUCGAAGCACUUACUGGAGAAGGAGCUAUUGGAGUAUAAGCAUGCUGGACUCGGCAUCCUAGGACAUGCGGAGUUGGAAGAGUACCAGAAGUCGCAAAUGGAAAUUUCGGAUUUAGAGAGGAAGUUUCAGCAGAACUUGGCUAGGGAGGCCGGGGGGGUUGUGCUUUUCGCUGGAGGAGUUGAAUGGGGAGAAGAGGAACUGAUCAGUGAAAACCACCAACAAAUCAAGAAGUUCGUGCCUUUCGCAAAUGGAGGAACGCUGGCUGUCUUAACGCAUGCCCAUUCUCCAGAAACUCGCAAGAAGAUGUUCCUGGCGGAUAAUUCAAAGCUGAAAGAGAACAAGCCGCUCUUUGAAGAAAUUAUCAAGCGCCGUGCUCGGCAGGCACAAUUCCUGAAAUAUACGACUCACGCAGAAUUUAGGAUAGAGAGGCGUAUGGCGAAGGCCACAUCAUGGGUGAAGGGGUUCCUAAGCCAACUGCAGACAACACUUUGCCUCUAUGGCCGAUUGAUCACCGAGGGAAGAUGGGGUUCCCCCGUGUGGGAAAAGCGAUACUAUGAGCAACUGGUGCAACGAGAGUUUCAAAUUGACCAGCUAAAGAUCUCGGAGUUCUUUCCCUUGGAGAGAACAGCAACCAAUAUGCUAGCCAUCUUUGCCUCUUUGCUUGGUCUUCGAUUUGAUUCCAUCCCAGCAGAAAGGCUGACUGAGGAUUUCAUCUGGCAUGAUACUGUGCGAGGGUUCUCUGUAUGGGAUACGAAAGACGAUUGUUUCGUUGGAUACCUCUAUUUUGACUUAUUGUGGAGGGAGAAUAAGUAUCGCGGCAACCAAAGCGUGAAUAUUCAAUGGCUAUCUACGGCCGGAUGGAAGCAGGCAAUACCCUUCAACAAUCCUGAUGUGUUCCUUCCCGACUCCAACUCCAACAAGUUGUGCCUUACUCAAACAUCACCAAGUAAGAUGGGUCAUGGUAUCCAUGACCUACUAGCCAGGACUAAGUACAUCCGCUUCCAUGGCUAUAGACUGCCCCCUGACUUUGGUGAGAUGCCCAGCAUCAUGCUUGAGAAUUGGUGCUGGAUGAAAGAUGUCCUAGAGGAACUAAGCUGCCAUUACACCACACUCGAUGAGAACUAUUUAGCAGAUUGGCAGAAACAACACCCCAGCGAGCCAAAUCCGCCGACGAAAAUCCCAGAGGGCUUGGUAGAGAACCUUAUCAAACAUCGGUAUUUUAAUAGGGGACUCUAUCAUUUGUAUCAGCUGUCAAUAUCGAUCUUCGAUCUACAGAUACACUCAUUGAGUACGGAUAAGGAGAUUGCGGACCUCGAUGUCCAGAAUAUGUGGUAUGAUCUCCGCGAGGAGAUAGAAGGAAUGGAUUUUUCGGAAUGCAGAGAUGGAUUUGCGUUUGGAACGUUCACUCAUCUAACAGCCGGUUAUGACGUUUGCUACUAUGCUUACUUAUGUUGCACGGCUAUGGCCCAGGAUUUGUUCCUCUCUGUCUUUGCCCAUGACCCACACAACAGAGAGACUUGGGAUAAGUACCGUCGAGGAAUUCUGGAGUAUGGUGGAAGGGAGCAGAACCUAUUGGGGAUGCUGGAAGGCUUCCUGGAACGACCUCCGAACAUGAAUUCCCUUGUGGAAGUCACCUGGGCAACCACAAGGGGAGCGUAUUAUAUCUUAAACGGCCAACCAAAGACAUUCUACAAGCAAGAUGCUUCCAGCACCGAGAAGGGGAUCGUCGCCUAUCGCAAGGGCAGGAUGGACUCCUGA
Penicillium verrucosum is the source of this 2121-nucleotide messenger RNA. Its product is annotated as M3 family metallopeptidase. Gene Ontology annotation, biological process: peptide metabolic process; proteolysis. Gene Ontology annotation, molecular function: metalloendopeptidase activity. The record is from RefSeq and is a predicted model, not a curated record. Lineage: Eukaryota; Fungi; Ascomycota; Eurotiomycetes; Eurotiales; Aspergillaceae. Gene Ontology annotation, cellular component: mitochondrial intermembrane space. The transcript is spliced from 8 exons. The coding region runs from base 1 to 2121 and encodes 706 amino acids.